This is a messenger RNA of Phalaenopsis equestris, 722 nucleotides long. Its product is annotated as transcription initiation factor IIA subunit 2. The record is from RefSeq and is a predicted model, not a curated record. Gene Ontology annotation, biological process: transcription initiation at RNA polymerase II promoter; RNA polymerase II preinitiation complex assembly. The transcript is spliced from 4 exons. NCBI's taxonomy places the organism in Eukaryota, Viridiplantae, Streptophyta, Magnoliopsida, Asparagales, Orchidaceae. Bases 372 to 695 code for a protein of 107 amino acids. Gene Ontology annotation, molecular function: RNA polymerase II general transcription initiation factor activity; TBP-class protein binding. Gene Ontology annotation, cellular component: transcription factor TFIIA complex.
UUGCUGCUCUUCCUGGAACCCUUCCCCCGGCCACGGAAGCGAAAGAAGCGAAAGAAGCGAAAGAAGAGGAUAUUGUGGGCAAUAUUGAUUUAAGUUAAAUCCUUCAGAAACGGGAUCAUUGUCGGUCCCUGGCAGGAUUUAGGUUAAUCCUGCUUAAGCCCUAUAUAAAUCCUGCUACUAAGUAGCCCCUCCAGUUCAGCCCUAGACCUAGCUCCUUGUACACACGAACAGAAGCAGCAAGCUGACAGCUCGCACCUUUCUCCAGCUCAAUCAUAGCAGCUGAACUGCAUCGCCUCGCCUAGCGCUGACAACCUUAAGGCCGACUGCCACCGAUAUUCAUUACUCAAAACUCUAUUUGACGGCUAGAGGUGAUGGCUACAUUUGAAUUGUAUAGGAGGUCAACCAUCGGCAUGUGCCUGACGGAAACCCUAGAUGAGAUGGUCUCCAAUGGCACCCUCAACCCAGAGCUUGCCAUUCAAGUGCUUGUGCAGUUUGAUAAGUCUAUGACGGAGGCUUUGGAAAAUCAAGUGAAGAGCAAAGUCUCUAUUAAGGGACAUCUGCACACUUACAGAUUCUGCGACAACGUGUGGACCUUCAUCUUACGGGAUGCGAUAUUUAAGAAUGAGGAGUGCCAGGAGAAUGUUGGCCGGGUAAAGAUUGUUGCCUGUGACUCCAAGUUGCUUGCUCAGUCCUAAAUAUAUAUAUAUAUAUAUAUAUAUAUA